AUGGUUGAAGAUUCCAAGGCCCGUAUCGGUGGUCCCAAUAACAGCAGUGUUACCAAGAAGCAAGAGCCCAGGCUGUAUGUUGUGCUGUGUGAGGCUAGUCUGGAGACUUACACUUCGAAUGACCACAGGACCUCGCUGCUGAACUGUGACGACCAUCAAGGUAUUCUGCGAAAGAUGGGCAGGGACAUCGCUGAGGCCAGACCUGAUAUUACGCACCAGUGUUUGCUGACGUUGCUGGACUCCCCGAUAAAUAAGGCCGGUCUGUUACAAGUCUACAUCCUGACCAAGAAGAACGUGCUGAUCGAGGUGAAUCCAUCUGUGAGAAUACCCAGAACGUUCAAGAGAUUCUCCGGUCUGAUGGUGCAAUUGUUACACAAGCUAUCUAUCAGGUCUAUGGAGAGUUCGAACACACAUUUGCUGAGAGUGGUGAAGAACCCAGUUACGAAAUACCUGCCUGCCGACUGCCGGAAGGUCACUCUUUCUUUUGACGCUGAGGUGAUGAGGCCGCAGGAGUACCUUGGGGAUAAGCAAUCAGUAUGUGUAUUUGUGGGGGCGAUGGCGAGAGGCCACGACUCCUUUGCUGAUGAAUAUGUAGAUGACAAAAUAGCUAUAUCUAACUACCCGCUCUCCGCCUCCGUCGCCUGCUCCAAGUUCUGUCAUGGCGCUGAGGACGCAUGGGCCAUUAUAUAA
Messenger RNA from Nakaseomyces glabratus, 690 nucleotides. It is a transcript of the gene EMG1, whose product is annotated as 18S rRNA pseudouridine methyltransferase. Gene Ontology annotation, molecular function: rRNA binding; rRNA (pseudouridine) methyltransferase activity. Gene Ontology annotation, biological process: rRNA base methylation. The record is from RefSeq and is a predicted model, not a curated record. Gene Ontology annotation, cellular component: nucleolus; small-subunit processome. NCBI's taxonomy places the organism in Eukaryota, Fungi, Ascomycota, Saccharomycetes, Saccharomycetales, Saccharomycetaceae.